CCUACACGAUAUCAGAAACGACGCCGUACGUCUCCUCCUCCUGUGUACGUCAGUUACGCAUGACGUCACAUAGGGACGAUCCAUUCGAAUCGUUCGCCAUUUCAUUCUUUGCAGGUUCAGGCCCGCAGAGCCUCUUUUUGCUUACAGUGACACGGAGGCCUGACAAUGGUGAAAAUAUUCAUUGGAAACUUGGCCCCUGAAACCACCACAGAGGAGCUUCGCUCUUUGUUCUCCCAGUAUGGGAAGAUUGCAGAAUGUUCUAUUGUCAAAAAUUUUGGCUUUGUUCAUAUGGACAGCAAAGCAGAAGCAGAGGAGGCCAUCCGCAACCUUCACCAGUAUGAGCUUAAUGGCCAGCCUAUGAAUGUUGAAUUGAGCCGUGGCAAAUCAAGAGGAUCUACCAAGCUCCAUGUUGGUAACAUUGCUUGCACCAAUCAGGAGCUGAGGGCCAAGUUUGAAGAGUUUGGCGCCGUGCUGGAGUGUGACAUCGUAAAAAACUAUGCUUUUGUGCACAUGGAGAGAAUGGAGGAUGCCAUGGAGGCUAUAAAUAAAUUGGACAACACUGCUUUUAAAGGCAAACUGAUGAGCGUGAAGCUUUCGACUAGCCGCCUCCGUACUGCGCCGGGAAUGGGAGACAGAUCGGGUUGUUAUCGUUGCGGGCAGGAAGGCCACUGGUCCAAAGAAUGCCCUCUAGACCAAAAUGGCUACCAGAGAAACGGCUCUGAGCCAAAGUCUGAAUAUGAUGCUUCCGGAUUUGGUGGGCGUGAGCAGAGCAUGGCUUAUCCAGACUUUGGUGGGGAACCAGAUUAUGGCAGCAGCUUUGCACCUGGUUUUCCUCGGGGUUCUGGUCAAAGCACCGGUGUGCCAGGUUAUGGAGGAGGUACGGGCUAUGAGAACGCUAUGAGAUAUGGGCCACCUCCAACUUAUGGCAUAAAUGCUGUCGGUGAUCAUAGCAUGGCUCGGAUGUACGGCAGUGACGGGGCAUACAGGGGCAGCGGCUCAUUCUAUGGCGCGGUACCAGCCUUCUCGGUGCGACGGUCGCCGUAUGAGGAAAGGGAUCCGUACGGGGUCGUGGACUACUAUGAGAAGUACAGGGCCAGUGCCUACGGAGGCAGUUAUUUCGAAGAACGCCGUGGUAUCGCCAUGCCUGCUCCACCAACAACAUCCUCCUCUACAGCUGUAAGGGAGCGUCUGCCGGCCUCUAGCGUCGACUCAUACGAGUGCCCCCCCGCCCCUCCUCAACCAACCCCGAUCUCCUCAUACUACACUCGUGACCGGAGUCCGAUUCGGCGAGGCGCUGCCGAGGCGGGUGGAUAUGCAUUCGAGCGGUCGCGCCUUUCCCCAGCAACCACACUCCAAAGAAGCACUACCUACGACCAUUUGCGGGAACAGGGUGCUGAGCGGCCACGGUACACUUACUGAGUCUUGUCUAGGUUUCGGCUGACAUAAAGCAGGUAGGACAGCUCAAGUGCCACACACACACGGUCACAAAUGUGUUAAGUUUGUGUCUCAUUGUUGUUAUCUAAAGCAAAAGCCAGGGCUUUGUUUUUGGCAGAUGUGUGGGUAAGAGGAAAAUGGUUACUGUAAAUCUUUCUCUUUCAUUAACCAACAGUACAUUAGUGCAUUUUAAUGUGAUGGAAUUUAUAUCAUGUUGUGAUUCCAUUCCAGGUAAAAAGUCUCAAAAUAACCACUUUUAAUUUCCUAUUCCAUGUGUUUUCUGUGCUGUUGUUAAAGAUUUCGCCCCUGUGCAGUUCCUUACGGGGUUUACCUAUAACCUGGUUCUAUUCAUAGUACGGGAAGAAUUACCUUUUAGAUUUUUUGAAAGUGCAACAUGCUUUUUGAUUUACAAUUAGUGCAUGUAUAAAGGUGAGUCUGCAUUAAUUCAGUUUUGUUCAGCAGCUUCCAGUGUUUUCUUUUCUAAAUUGUAGUGCAUUUAUGUUGGUUAAAGUAAUCAUUAUUGCAUAUAUUUGAAGCAAAUUCUCCUAAAAUGGAACUGUUCAAAUAUUUUUUUAGUUCUUUUUUAUUUUGGAAUUCUUGAGAUUCUUGUUAAGUAACAUUGAACUUUUUUUUUUUUUUUUUUAACUGUGUACUGAUUUCUUAUGCUGUAUAAUUAGAAGUUGCAAAAUCUUGUAAUGUAAUGAUACAAGCUUGGUUUGCUUUUGUCUGUUUCAUCACCUUUGGUUAAAAUAAAAAAUCCUUUAAAAUUCUAA
Molecule: messenger RNA, 2207 nt
Organism: Oryzias melastigma (Indian medaka)
Lineage: Eukaryota; Metazoa; Chordata; Actinopteri; Beloniformes; Adrianichthyidae
Gene: rbm4.1
Product: RNA binding motif protein 4.1
Exons: 3
Coding region: 166-1419 (417 amino acids)
Cellular component (GO): cytosol
Molecular function (GO): mRNA binding; zinc ion binding
Source: RefSeq, a predicted model, not a curated record